ACUGGAGAAAGAGAGAGAAGAGGCACAACAUCAGCAGGAGGAUGUACUGGAAGUCAAGCCUAGUCAGACAUCGCAGCCACAACUCUUUGAAAUCAAUGGACCUGCAGUUCCAGGCACACCUGUGCCAGGGAAGAAAGAUUGGGUUGUUGGAAAAUAUGGAAGAGUCUUACCUAUCCUGAAGUUGAAAAAAUCCUAUAAGAUAAAGAUGGUGAAAUAUGAUCCCUCAAAGCACUGCCAUGCAGCCAGAGUCUUCAAAGAUGACAAGACUAGCACACCUGCAGACACAUCUUGUCAUAAACUGACAUGGGAGAUCAACACACCUGAUUCCGAGAUCACCAGAAAACGAAAGGGGGAAUUCCCCCAGACUUCCGCUUCUGUCAAGAAAAUAAAAAAGUCUGUCCUUUCACCAGCCGAAUAUUUCAGAAACAUUCAAAAGCUCGCUCCCAAGAUGGAGGAGGUGGAGUUUGUAAAAUCUGGAACAGGACAUGUGAACGCUGCUACCAAGUUGAUAAAGUCAAACAGAUUUGAUAGUGAUUUAGAAAGUGAUUCAGAAGGCAACAGUUUUAAUCAGAAUGUUUCUGAUAGAUUGCAAACAGGAAAAAAUAAUCAGUUACAUGGACCAACAACUGGAUGUAGAACUGUGAAAGAAAAUAAUGAGGUGGUAAAAUUGAAAUGUAAUGAAAACAAAAGUAAUAAGAAUACAAUGUCACAGUCAGCUGAUAAAAGGUUGAUUGAAUCAGCAUCUGUCAAUAAGAAUGCUCUAGCUACACUAGGACCUAAGAUGACGGAGGUGGAGUUUGUAAAAGUUAGAUCAGGACAUGUGAAUGCUGCUAACAAGCUGUUAAAGUCAAACAGAUUUGACAGUGAUUUAGAAAGUGAUUCAGAAGGCAACAGUUUUAGUCAGAAUGUUACACCAGGACCUCAGACGAAAGUUAUUAGUGGUGCUGAAACAAGCAAACCUCCGCAACUAAAACAUACGUUGCAAAAAGAAAGCUGUGCUUCUACUGUUAACAAAAUUCCAAAGUUCGGAGGGCUUAGUAUUUUAGGUCUGUUAGGUAGCUGUUCUAAAACUUGUCAAGAAAAGUUGGAGAUGUCCAAUGAUAGUGAGGAUUAUGAAAGUGGUGAUAAAGAAGGAAUAGACAAGAUUGUUAAGGAAGAUGAAGAAAGUGAAGGCAAUGAUGAAGAUGAAGAGAUUGAUGGUAAAGAGGAAAAAGAAGAUGGUGAAAGUCAAGACAUUGAUGAAGACAAGUUUGUUGAGGAAGAUGAAGAAAGUGAUGAGAAAGAGGAUGAAAGUGAAGGCAGUGAUGAAGAAGAAGAUGGUGAAAGUGAAGAUAUUGAUGAAGAUGAAGACAAUGAUGAAAAAGAAGAUGGCGAAGAUGAAGACAUUGAUGAAAAAGAAGAUGGUGAAAGUCAAGACAUUGAUGGAGACAAGAUUGUUGAGGAAGAGGAUAAAAGUGAAGGCAGUGAUGAAGAAGAAGAUGGUGAAAGUGAAGAUAUUGAUGAAGAAGAUGGUGAAAGUGAAGAUAUUGAUGAAGAAGAAGAUGGUGAAAGUGGAGAUAUUGAUGAAGAAGAAGAUGGUGAAAGUGGAGAUAUUGAUGAAGAAGAAGAUGGUGAAAGUGAAGAUAUUGAUGAAGAUGAAGACAAUGAUGAAAAAGAAGAUGGUGAAAGUCAAGACAUUGAUGCAGAGGGUGAAAGUAUGGAGGAUAAAGAU
This is a messenger RNA of Candidula unifasciata, 1711 nucleotides long. The record is from the annotation of a GenBank genome assembly. Lineage: Eukaryota; Metazoa; Mollusca; Gastropoda; Stylommatophora; Geomitridae.